This is a messenger RNA of Dermacentor albipictus, 11717 nucleotides long. It is a transcript of the gene kcc, whose product is annotated as solute carrier family 12 member kcc. The record is from RefSeq and is a predicted model, not a curated record. Gene Ontology annotation, cellular component: plasma membrane. Gene Ontology annotation, biological process: potassium ion homeostasis; potassium ion import across plasma membrane; cell volume homeostasis. NCBI's taxonomy places the organism in Eukaryota, Metazoa, Arthropoda, Arachnida, Ixodida, Ixodidae. Gene Ontology annotation, molecular function: potassium:chloride symporter activity.
GGUGAAUAUGUACACUUGGAGCCCUGAGAUGCUUUUAUUUCCCUUUUAGAGGUGUUUACAUUCAGAAAUAAUAUUUAGUGUUAGGGAAACGAGCCUUGAACGGACGGACUCGUUUUCCCGCGCGGACAGACCACGGGGCGAGGAGGCCGAUUGCGGAGCGACACGGUCGCGCGUGCGCGGUGCAUUGCAGCAGCGGUUCGGGCGCCGGUGAGGCAGAUCGCGCGAGCACUGCGACGAGGCUGCAGGUCGCUGUUGGCCGCUGGUUUCGUCGUUUUUUCGGUGUGUUGUGGGACGCGUGUCUGACUCGGCGUGCUCUGCGCGUUCUGUCUUGUUUCCGGUGCGAUCUGACACGCCGGUGGGCGCCAUGCCCGUGGUAAGUUAAGCCGGCGUGCACGGUCGACGAAGCUUCGAGUUCAACAUGGAAGCUACAUCGACGACAACCGGCAAGUUCGAAGUGACCCAAGUCACAACACCCGACUCGCUGGCCGGUCAGAAUUCGACGCCACUGUCCCCCUCGAUCGGUGAUCAGGACUCGGACCCGUCCACUGUGCGUUUGAUCCCAGGUGACUCUGCGCAGUGCGACGAACGGCCAAUCAUCCAGGAUGGCGGCCUGUCCAGCUACGAACGGAACCUGUACCUUUACCACGAGGAAAUGCCCGACCGUCCAAGGGUGGCUACAUUGCUCAGCAGCCUGGCCAACUACGAAGUGGCGAUCCCGUCUGUCGCGGGGGAAGAGGCCCAGGCUGCUCCUAAGAAAGCCAAUCUUGGGACGUUGGCGGGUGUUUACUUCCCUUGUAUCCAAAACAUCUUCGGUGUCAUCUUUUUCAUCCGUCUCGUCUGGAUAGUCGGCACAGCCGGCGUCCCUGUCGCCUUCCUCACCGUCUUUAUGUGCUGUUGUGUGACAUUUACGACUUGCAUUUCUUUGAGCGCUAUUGCAACCAAUGGAAUUGUGCCAGCGGGUGGUUCCUACUUUAUGAUCUCGCGAUCCCUGGGUCCAGAGUUUGGAGGUGCAGUGGGAAUUCUCUUCUACCUAGCCACCACCGUGGCAGCAGCCAUGUACAUUACUGGCGCUGUUGAAAUAUUUCUGAAUUAUCUGGUGCCUGAGAUGUCUUUGUACGGAGACUUCCGGGAAGAUCCAGAGGUCAUGUACCACAACUUCCGUACCUAUGGCACCAUCCUGCUGGUGCUGAUGACCUUUGUGGUCUUCAUUGGUGUUGCCUUCGUCUCCAAGCUUGCGCCGAUUGCCCUCUUCUGUGUUCUCGUCUCCAUCACUUCUGUAUAUGUGGGAGCCUUCGUCAGCUAUGCUGGAAAGCCAGGUGUUGAGAUUUGUGUUCUGGGUGAUCGCAUCCUGAGUGGUGGAGAUUACAACUGCACCAAAGACCGCAACGUUUCCAACUCUCUUUGGCAUAUUUUCUGCAAAGAGAAUGAAAACAAAUCACUGGAAGAGGACCACACUUGCUACCCGUAUUUUGAGGAACAUGAGGCGCACACACGAAGUGCGCUGCCUGGUCUGGCCAGUGAUGCCUUCUUUGAGAACAUUCCUGUCAUGUUUAAAGAGAAAGGAGAAGUGAUCUCAGCAUCAGAUGAAUCUUACUUCCCGUCCAAAAGCGAGUCAUACAACCAGAUUUUGUGUGACAUUACCACUUCCUUCACUUUCCUUGUGGCCAUCUUCUUCCCUUCAGUUACUGGCAUUAUGGCUGGAUCAAAUCGUUCUGGGGACUUGGCUGAUGCUCAGAAGUCAAUCCCUGUUGGAACCUUGGCUGCACAAAUGACUACGUCUAUUGUCUACAUUUCUGGAGUGUUUCUUUUUGGUGCAGCAUUUGACAACCUUUUCCUCAGAGACAAGUUUGGCGAGAGCAUAGGAGGUGGCCUAGGGGUGGCACAGUUGGCCUGGCCCCAUCCAUUGCUAGUGGUGUUGGGAUCUCUCCUGUCUACAAUUGGAGCUGGACUGCAGUCUCUCACUGGUGCACCACGUCUGCUUCAAGCCAUUGCCAAAGAUGGUGUUAUUCCUGUGCUCAAUGUCUUCGCGGUCAGUUCCUCAAGGGGCGAGCCCGUGCGGGCCUUGCUUCUCACUGCAUUCAUCUCGGAGCUGGGCAUCCUCAUUGGCAACCUUGAUCACAUUGCCCCCAUCCUCACCAUGUUUUUCCUGAUGUGUUACAUGUUUGUAAACUUGGCCUGCACUCUGCAGAGCCUUCUCAAGACACCGAAUUGGAGGCCACGUUUUAAGUACUAUCACUGGUCACUUUCCUUGGCGGGAGUGAUUCUUUGCCUCGUGGUCAUGUUUUUAAGCAGUUGGUACUAUGCACUUGCUGCCAUGGCAAUUGCAGGAAUCGUCUAUAAGUACAUUGAAUACCGGGGAGCUGAGAAAGAAUGGGGAGAUGGUCUACGUGGUCUAGCCCUGAGUGCUGCCCGCUACAGUCUGCUACGCUUGGAAGAAGGACCACCCCAUACUAAGAACUGGAGACCCCAAGUGCUUGUCCUGUGCAAACUCAACCAAGACUACAUGCCCAAAUAUCGCAAGCUUAUCACCUUUGCCUCACAACUUAAGGCUGGAAAAGGCCUGACACUCGUCUGCUCUGUUUUGGAAGGAGAGUACAGCAAAAUGUACAGUGAAUGCCAGGCAAGCAAACAGAGCUUAAAGAAAGUACUGGAAGAAGAGAGAGUGAAGGGCUUUGCGGAUGUUGUUUCUGGAGGAAACACCAUUGAUGCCAUCUGCCAUAUCAUCCAAACUGCUGGCCUUGGUGGACUCAAACACAACACUGUUAUCCUUGGCUGGCCGUAUGGUUGGAGACAGUCUCCUGAUGAGCGCUCAUGGAAGGUUUUCAUUGAAACUAUUCGAAAUGUUUCGGCUAGCAAGAAUGCUCUCCUUGUGCCAAAGAACAUCAACCAGUUUCCAGAUAACACCGAGAAGCUCCAUGGAACCAUCGACGUGUGGUGGAUUGUUCAUGAUGGUGGCCUGCUCAUGCUCUUGCCAUUCCUCCUGAAGCAACACAAGGUUUGGAAGAACUGCAAGCUUAGGAUCUUCACUGUUGCUCAGCUUGAAGACAACAGCAUUCAAAUGAAGAAAGACCUGGCCAUGUUCCUCUACCACCUGAGAAUAGAUGCAGAAGUGGAAGUUGUGGAAAUGAAUGACAGUGACAUCUCGGCAUACACCUAUGAAAGAACACUAAUGAUGGAGCAGCGUACAGAGAUGCUCAAGCAUAUGAGGCUGAGCAGGCGAGAAACCUUGAGCAUGAUUCAAACGAUUGUGGAUCAUCACCACAAUCCCCUCCAGAACCAUACUAGUUCAAAGGUGCGGUUUAGUGACAAACCACCUCAGCAAGCUGGUGACUCAGAAUUGGUGGAUGUAGUUGCUGAUGAAGACAAUCGUUCGUCACGCCACUCAUCCCGGCACUCAUCGCCAACAAAGUCUGCCUCAGGUUCACCUACAAAGCAGGCUUCUUCACCACCCAAAGAGAGCUCACCUGUUACUGCUGCUGAGGAUGAUGGGAAAGCAAAAACUGAAAGCCCAGAGAAGAAAGCACAGGACGGCUCUGGAGAUGCCUGCGCUGCAUCUUCUAAUGGAGUGGCAAGCAAGGGCCCCUCUGCCGCACCAGCUGUUGCUGCUGCUGCCACAUCGGAUAGCCAGAAGCCAGAGUUCGACAGCCUCAUGAAAAUAAAGCCGGAUGAAGCCAAUGUGCGCCGUAUGCACACUGCAGUGAAACUGAAUGAGGUCAUCGUAAAUAAAUCGCAUGACUCCAAGUUGGUAAUCAUCAACCUUCCUGGACCUCCUAGGAUCCAGAGAGGAGAGGAGAACUACAUGGAGUUCUUGGAAGUGCUCACAGAAGGUCUUGAGCGUGUACUGAUGGUUCGUGGUGGAGGCCGUGAAGUGAUCACCAUCUACUCUUGAGCUGAUGGUACCCCCUGCAGAGUUGCCCUUGCUGUGACCCUGCUUGAAGAGCUCAUGACAGUGCUCUUCUCUUCCGCUGUCAUACCGUAUUAUUUAUUUUUUUGUGCAUUUUUAGAGCGUCUUAAAGUAAGUGAGAUGCCCCCUUUCAAGGUGGUUUUGAGACAAGAGUCAAGCCUUGUGGCAUGCCUGUUUAUGUCACGAAGUUUGUGACAAAUGAAAUGUGACACACAAACUGAAAUGUGCUGUAAAGUGUUGUACUUAAGUAACAUUCUUCACCAACCACUGAUCAGGGUUAGUGUAAGAAGUAAAGUGCCACUCGAAUGUAAUGGAAAGUAGUGCCACUGUUAUUAUGUAAGUUUUUGUCAGCCGAGACACGAUGAAACAGAAAAGGCUGUGUGAUGCACUACAUAGUUUAUGAAUAAGGACUGUGUUUUUAAACAUUGAUAUAAUGUGACUCACUUUUUGAAGAUAUUUAUUGGCAUCAAUAUUUGUUUAUAAAGGGUUGGUCCAGCUGCUUCCAGACAUAAUAAAUCCUAUUACUGCCAUUGUGUUCCAAAUUACAAGUCUAUGUUAACUGCAGACAGUCUUUCUCAUGGCUGCAGAAAUUAUUUGUAAGGUCAAACUUUGACUUGGUUUAUGAAACAUAAGUCAAUGGGUCUCUUUCUGAAUUUAUCAGCAAGGGCUGAAAGCUCUGUUCAACUUGCAUCUCUUGCCUUGUGAUAAUGUGCGUGCAUGCAUAUGUGCCCAAAGCCAGUCACUGCAGUUUUCAGCAAAGGACCCCUGAUGUGCCACCCAAAAGUUGUGAUCCAUUGUAUGAGAGCUAAGAGUUUAGACAUUUAGAGAGUGAUAUUGCUGUGAUUGGUUGUUUCUGUCUUAAGGUUGGCUGCCUUGUGGAAAUGCAGAGCAAACUGCAAGCAAACAGCUGGGCCUCUAAAGUGUGAGGCACUGCCUGCCAACUUUUAUAGAUCUCGUUGUGGGAUCUGCAAAAUAUCUUGAUGCAGUACUGCCACAAUGCUCGACAUCUUGUGCACAUGUUUCAGUGAUUAAAGCUGCUUAUUUAGUAAACAGCUGCAGGGUGAUCUUUUGAAGGAGGACUUGCCUUUUCUUUUUUCCUUCCAGAGUUUUAUGUGUGCUCAAGUCUGGUAAAAUGGUUGCAAUUUUUUUUUCUUAUUUCUAAGUGCAUUGGUGUAGCUUUCCUUUGCAUGUGCUUAACAAACAGUGCAUAUUAGUUAAGUAUGUCAUACUUGUGAAUACCUGUGACCCAAUCAUACAAACAUGAAUCAUCAUGUGAAAAAGUGCUAGUCGCAUUCCCAACUGUGUUUGUAAUGUUGUUUGUUCUGUUUCUCAUUACAGCACCAUAUGUGUGUUUUCCUGUGCGAAUUCUUCUUGCUGCAUUUCUCCAUCUUUCCUUUUCUGCAAGAUGUAAAUCCGUUGGUCUUUUUAUUAUUAUAGUAAUUAUCUACUUGUCAGCUGAAUUGUCCUUUAGUGUGCAGUUCCGAAUGACAGCAUCCACAUAGAGAUCAUUUGGUGGUGUUGGUGUAUUGCAAGCUAGCUGUAACUUGUUUCACCAGUGUUUACACAGAUGGAUAACUCUUAAUAGUUUAUCACUGUGAAAUCACUGGAUGACUUGGCAUGUUUCACAGAAACUAAACACGUCUACCUGCAAAAUGUGAAUAAUGCAGCAGCAUUUGCAAUCCAUGCUGUAGGCCAGUCUAAAUGUGCUCUGCCUUUCAUUUGCUCCUAUACACUUCUCUUGCAGUGUCCUUCUCUUUGUGAGCCUUAUUAUCGAGGAUCUAUGAUGGCUUUUAAUACCUUUGCAUAGAUUUUGCAUGGUCCUUGCAGAAUGUAGUUGUGUAGAAGCUGGGAGAUCUUUGUGUAUAAUAUGUACCGCAAGCAAACCCAUAGUACCUUGUAGCCAUAUGUACACAUGUGACAAUCCUCCCAGCAGCAUUUCUUUUAUCUGCAAGGCUCAACAAAACGACUGCACUUAGUAACAAAAAUGAAAUGAAGACAAUGUUGUUUUAAAAUAUUGGUUAACUUGAAGUGCAUUGGAGUGGCUCAGGGCUGUUUGCUUUUCCUGGCUGUUCGUUACAAAGUUGCAAUAAAUAAUGCCUAGUGACUUCAAGUUACAUGAAUGAAUGUACCUUAGCUCUUUAGUUUGUAAUGUAUUUAUCUGUGCUGUAGGAGUAGUUUAAAGCAGUGUCUUCAUUUUAAGCAUGCAAGAAUAAUAUGAAUCUAAACCAGCGUGUUGAGUGAGUUAGCUCGUGUCUUAACAUUAUGCAGGUACUUGUUUGUUUGGAGUAAGCUGCUUAUAUGCACUUUCAACUCACUAACUAGGGCAUUAAGCAGUAUGGUAUUCAGAAAUGCAUUUAUUUAGACUGGCUUGCCAAGGUUAUUUUUUUGUAAAUCCUUUCUUUUUGCUUUAUGAUGAGGCUUACAGCAAUUAGGCAUCUGAGCUGUACAUUGCAGGACCUAAAAAUCGCUUGAAAAGGGCUUUAUGGAAAAAAAAACAGCAACAACAAAAGGCAGAAUGACUGAAACUUAUGACGAGCUUCGCCAACUGAACAAAUGCAGUGGCAGUUGCAGCAAAUACACAGUGAUGCCACAUUGUUUGACAGACAUAAUUCGGGGUGAACUCUGCAGGUUCACUUUCCUACUUCUAAAUUUGCUCUUUGUGGCAUACUUUCUUCCUUCUUCAAUAUUAGUCAGACAAACAACGUGUGCUGCAGCCUGAAGUGUGUACUUCAGCAUUCACACGCUGUAGCCAGGUCUGUAGCUGUCCUUGACACAUGUGAUGUCUGCCAUUUGGCAUGUGUUUCCUAGUUGGGUAACAGUAGCAGUUAGUGAGGGGCUUUUAGGGGAAGCAACACCAAAGAUGGCCACAGAAAAGUUGUUGAGAUGGCAGUGGCCUGACCGCCAGUGUAAGUAGCAAAAAAAAAUGGGAUAGGCAUGAGGCAGCGGGCCUGUUGGAUGUGUUUCCCCCUGCAUAGCUCAAUAUUGACUGUUACAAAUAUACGAAUGUUAGAGAAGCACUGACUGUAUUUUUGUAUGUACAUACUCUUUUUUCCCUGACCUUCCAGAUGUGAAAACAUAAAAAAGACAUGCAUUUAUGCAACAACGUGCAUAUUUGGUGUGGACGCUAGCCUAGACAACUGGUGUAUGAAUAUCUUUAAGAGUACUUAGGUCAUGCAGCUAAAUGUUCUGAUUAUUCUUGUGUGGCAUUGUCGUUUGAUGUCUCUGGUUUACUUGUGGUUUGCUGUUAUGUUAAACCUGGACAAAUAACUUCCACUUGUGGUGUGGACUAUAGCCAUCAGCAAGAUAUGCAAUUUGUUGAUCUUGGCCUGCACCCAUACAAGUCGUGACUGGCAGUAACCCAGUGGCAGCGUGCUGUUACUUUUUCCUUUCACUUCCUUGCAGCACUUCCCAGAUAGCGGCUCACAGUGGCUCUCAUAUUUCCAGGCAUUUGCCUGUAGUAUCAGUGAUGAGUAAUUUGAGGUGGUUUUAAGCACUCGGCUCACAAGCAGCAAAGUAUAAAUGCAUACAAAAAGACUGGCAUGUCUGCACAGAGCUCUUAGUUUAAUUGGAAUUAUAGUGUUGUGCAGAAAAGCAUAUAUCAAGUCAUUGCUAGUAUAUCCUCACAUGCCUGGUUGCUGUCUAGCUACCUUGCUCUUUGCCUGUUUGAAAGCAGUUCUGUAAGCUUUUAUAUGUACAUAUGUCUGAAAUGCUACACUCUGUCCCAGAUUUGUACAUCUAGAUUACCAUGAUAUAACGCAAGCUGUUUUCACUUCUAGCUUCCUGAAACAUGUAAAGUGCAGUUUUUGUGUCUCAUAACUCAUUAUAUAUAUAUUCCUUUCGAUGUGAUACUGCAAGAAGCAAAGGUGAGAUAUGCCAGUGCUGGAAAGCGCAAGGAUCGACAUUUGCAAGAUAAGCCUACCACUGCUGCCAUUUUCUGAGUAGUACUCACUCGAGGCUAGGUUUGCUGUUUUCUUUUACCACUGCUUUGAUCUAAUUCUUAGUCAUCAUUUGUGUGUCUGUGAGGCUCAAAAGGCAUCCACAGUCAUCUAAUGUUCAUUUUGGUUGAGGCAACUUUAAAAUGCUGCUGUGUCAACAUUUAUAUUAGCAAUUCCUCAGUGCUAUAUUUAUUUGUUGAACACUUGUAUUUGAGGAAUGUGUGUGUAUGUCAUCUUAGAACUCAUAGCUGCCAUGAGGCAGUUUUGAUGGGCAUUCAUUUCAGUGGUGUACAAUAUUUUCUUGUGACCCUGUUCAGCGACAUGCUCUUGAAGGCGUGAUAGGCACCUACAGACACAUGUGCUUCAUUAUUGUUGCAUCUAAGCUUCAGCCUAUCCAAUUUACAGAAGUUUGUCAUCACCAUAAAGAACAUUAGCAAAGAAUCUUUAAGGAAACUGUUAAUAAGUGAACCAUUUAAUGCGGUGUCACUUCAGAACAGUGCAAACCACUCACAACAAAUAGGCAUGUUAUUGACAGCUAGGUGAUAGCAGUAGCAUUAUUUGUGAAGAAUUUAUAUAAUACGAAUUAAUAAUUCAUUAUCGUAUUAACACAGUUGUCGAUAUCUGUCAUCAUUAGUUGCCUGCCAGGAAUUAACACCGUCAGAUACAAGUGUACACACUUAUUAAAAUAAUCUUGUGGGAUUAACUUUCAUGCCCAGGGCAUACAUUACUGUGUGCCAUUUGCCAGGCACAACACUGCUACUUGCUCAUCAAUUUCUACACUGCAGCUGCACAAAACUGACAUAAAAAGUUAUAUAUAAGAGCUAAAGAGAACUAUAUUCAUCAUAGAUUGUAAAGGCAUACAUUGUUAUAUGUAUCCCAACACAUUCUUUUUCACAUUUACUAUCACUUCAGCAUAGGAUAAUUCUGUUGUGAGAUUGUCGAAAUAUCCAGGCUGGACACUAGCAAGGCCCAGGUAAAUAUCUUUAACAUGUACAACUUACUGACCAGGUGAUAUAAGUAGUACUGCAAUGAUUCUUUGGGUGCAUUUCGCAAUGCCACUCUUCCAGUAAGGCUCAUUUUCAUCAUAAGCAAUUACACUAAAGCUAUGGUCCUCUCUUACUCCUGCUCCUUGGGUCAGCACAUCUGAUGUCUUGUAUUAGUGCAUAGCUAUUCAUUAAAAAGCCAGAACACCUGAUUCAAAUGGCACUGUUUAUGUGAUGUGUUUACUUGCUUUGUCAAAUAAGUUCAGUAAAAGAAACAGGAAGCUUGAGUGCUGCAAAUUAUCUGUGUGUGAGGAGUUCCACUGAGGACACUUGAGCACCUCUGAGGUAGAGGAAAUGAGUUGCAGCAUACAUUUGCAGCAUACUGCAUUAAAUGCUUAUCUUGGGUAAAACUGUACAGGUACUGGUUCAAUACCUGGACCUCUUUAGUGGUGCAGCCUGAGAAUUAACUUUUCACCAUGGUUUACCUGCCAUCACACAUUCAGCAUUCAGCAGCUAUGUAUUGUGCUUUUGACAUAUUGUUUGAAACGAGCUGCUAGGAAAAAAAAGGUUGACGAGAUAUGGCGCCGUCAUUUUGCUCAUCCUGCACCUCUUCCAAGAGCAUACUAACGAGCCAGCCUAUGCAAUGUCAAUGCAAUCACGUGUGCGAGAUCAUUGUCCUCAAAGUUCUUUUUUUUUUUUCUUCUAAGUCCAAGAUUUGUGUUCUAUAAAGUCAAGGUGCUGACUUUUCCUAAAUUUGGGAAGCAGGCAAUGACGCAAAAUUGGUGUGCUCACCAUUUGCCACUGUUACGAUUGGUGCAUUGCUGCAUGCGCACAAUGUACAGGCACUCACGUGAAGAUAUUUGCGCAAGUGAAGUACGGUCACAACAGUGCCAACAAUUGGGUUAUGCAUUGGGGGCGGGGCUGCCAGCUUAAAUCUUUCCUUCAUGCUAAGACAGGACAAAGUCUACUAAAACAUGCUGCACCCUGCAUUGUGUUGAAUUCAUACCUGUAACAAAACCUGUUCUUUGCAUGGGCUCUUUGUAAUGCCAUCCCAUGGCAACAACGAAAUGGAUUGAGGCGCAUGGCUUGCUACAUGCUGUUAUGGAUGUCUUCUGUUUUUUCCUGUUGGCCACCUGGAAAUGAAUGGUGAUGGUACUGUUGAUUAUAUGAUCACAGAAGCUGAAAGAACUGGCCCAGUAAGCUGCUGCCCUUGUGUUGGUGUUUAGCACUAUGAAGGCAAAAAAAAAAAAGCUUAACAACUUGUUGCUUGAUGUUUACUGUAGUUUAUCAUCUCUGUUUAGAUCUACUAUUUAUAUAGUACUUUCCUUACAUGUACAAGUGCUGUAACUAUACCUUUCCAGUGCUUAUGAGUGUGAAUGCUUAGCUAGCAACACACAUGGGAUGACAAACUGAACAGAAGCAUGCUGUUUCUGUUUGGCUACUAUGGUACUCAAAGACACAAGAAGUUACAUAUAUGACACAAGGAGAUGUUACAGCCUGAACGAGGACAUCUUGCACUAUACACAUGUUUAUAAACCAUGUACUAAACUAAAUGAACACACCGAUGGAUGAGCCUUUUUUUUCCCUUAAGCCAACAUACUAUUCAUGGCAGCGAGGAAGAGGCACAGGAGAGUGGGUAGCUCGAAUCUUGUUGGGAAAGGAAAUGAUAAAAUAUGCACAAACGUGGCUUGGUUCAUCUGGUGCUUAGUACGGUCGAAAUAGGUGCCACACCUAGAACCAAUCUUGAAGGGGCCUGACUGGAGCACUGCCCUACCUGCACAUCUGCAUGCUCAUUGGCACACUUUCAAACAAAACACCACUAUGUGCAAUAGACUUGAAAUGGCGUGUGCUUAUGAUUUAUCUCACCGCUCUCUAGGAGGCAUAGACUUGUCUCGCCAUUCGCAUCUAUGACUGUUAUUGUUCAUAUAGCUAGAAACGGGUUUUGGCCGUGAGAGCACCCUGUGUGCAACAAGUGGUUGCUGAGCUAGAAAAUGCACUGUGCUGCAGAAUUACAUUAUUGGCAUCAUGUAGGUAGUUCUAAAAUGCUCCUAAAAUUUCCUUCAUGAAAGAUGCUUAAGAUACAAUUGGACAGCUGCUCCAUUUACAAAAUAGUUCUGUAGCCAUACACACUCGCAAGACCAGACAGUAGAACGAAAAAAAUAUUUAACACUACAAUCCUAUCACACAUUGGCUGAUUAUGUGCACCUUGGCUGUGCAUAGACAUUUAUCUGACGCAAGGCUGGAGACCAAGCUUUUUAAAAGGAAAGUUUGUUGAUAUGCACCUAGCACGUAGUUGCAUACAUAACAGAUGGUUCAAUAGACUGUUCUGAAGCCACUCAACCGACGCGCCUCCUGCCACGGAGAGUUUUGGAUGUACUUUAUAGGUAUAGGCCGACCCCUGCCCAUGUACUGCAGUGGUAUGUGAAUGCCUGUGUGCAUUGUAUCAACAACCUCGUCAGCAGGCAGUACUGAAUGCUUAGAUAGAACUUGUUGCUGGUCAAGCGCGCACCGCCAUUCGCAAGUGCAACAGUGCUUCAUGGUUUAUGCCAAGUGGAGCCAUUUGCAUUGCGCAGGUUGGUGAAUUGAGUACGUUCUCUGAAAAGAGAGUUACGAGAGUAGAAGGAGUGUGUGGCAAAUGUUUUAUAGUAGUUCUCUUUGCCUUGUUGAUAUGGUGCCAUCUUUUGGGGCAACCUCUUUCUUUCUUUUCCCUCACGUUUUGUUUUUCACAUCGGCAGCAACAGGUCGUUGAUGGUGAUUGUAAUAGUUUAAAGGCUUGUGUUCUCAACCCUAGAUUGUAUGUAUGCCAUUCUCCAUCGAUGUCUCGCUCUUCCAUUUGUUUUCGUUACGUGAAAAGUUUAUCAGAGGAAUAAUAAAGACAUCUUGUUAACCUUUCUG